Molecule: messenger RNA, 756 nt
Organism: Trichophyton benhamiae CBS 112371
Lineage: Eukaryota; Fungi; Ascomycota; Eurotiomycetes; Onygenales; Arthrodermataceae
Exons: 1
Coding region: 1-756 (251 amino acids)
Source: RefSeq, a predicted model, not a curated record
AUGAAACGGUCCAACACGACUUCGAUAACCUCCUUCACUCUUCCAGAUCAACAAGGACAGGUGGCUGCUAUCUUCGAUUUUUCUGAAGAUGGUGACUCAAUUCUCAUCACGACUCCUAAAAAGAGCAGCUGGGAGUACUGGAAACAUUGGCUUAACCCACAUUCCUCCAUCUGCGACGAGAUUACGUGCUUAGCUGGUGUUGCCGUCAUUAAAGUCUACUAUCCUGAUGAUCCUCUUUCUUCUAGAGGAGGGGAACUUCGCAGCGGGGAAAGUAUAUCGUUUGGUCCUGGUGCUUCUUCUACUUGGUUCCGAGAUUCUCAUUACAAUCAGGAGGACCUUAUCGUUAGCCUAAAGGGGGAUAAAUCUUUCCACAGGAAUAUUUGCAGCGCUAUUAUCGACCGAGACCGUAUGGCUUUUCUCUCCUCAACGCCGUUUUUGCUACGCCAAUUGUUAUCUCUUCUCGGUCUAUUCCAAUUUUCACGUCCGUUCCGCGAAUGGAUACUUGACCUAAUGCUUGCUAUUCAACUAAGAGCAAUUUUCUAUUCUAACGGUUUUUGGAUAUAUCAUCCGACAAUUCCGUUCUUUUGGUGGUGGGAAUGGCGACAAAUAUGGGGAGAACCCCGCGUACCGGAAUGGGCAUACCGGUUUAAGUGGCAAAUGCAAAUGGUAAUCACGUAUACUGUUCAAGGAAUAUGUUACUGGGUUGGAAGGAUUUUCCUCGGGAUGAAGGGCAGCUACUCAGAAUAUACCCUUUAG